Messenger RNA from Perca flavescens (yellow perch), 2600 nucleotides. RefSeq names its product FERM domain-containing protein 5. The record is from RefSeq and is a predicted model, not a curated record. Gene Ontology annotation, biological process: actomyosin structure organization. The transcript has 15 exons. Gene Ontology annotation, cellular component: cytoskeleton. Gene Ontology annotation, molecular function: cytoskeletal protein binding. Bases 35 to 1789 code for a protein of 584 amino acids. Lineage: Eukaryota; Metazoa; Chordata; Actinopteri; Perciformes; Percidae.
UGUGCAGGCUCUGUGUCCUCCACGUUGACUAUCCAUGAGAGAGGAGCAACAAGCAACGACCGUGAAGAUGCUGAGUCGACUGAUGAGCAGCAGCAUCAGGAGUCUGGACAGGGAAUGCAAUUGCACUGUGAGGCUGCUGGACGACUCGGAGUACACCUGCACGAUUCAGCGGGAUGCCAAGGGACAAUACCUGUUUGACCUCAUCUGCCACCAUCUCAACCUGCUGGAGAAAGACUACUUUGGCAUUAGAUAUGUUGACCCAGAUAAGCAGAGGCAUUGGUUGGAGUUUACAAAGUCAAUUGCCAAACAAAUUAAAUCCCAGCCUCCAUUCACCAUGUGUUUGCGUGUCAAGUUUUACCCGCCAGACCCCGCAGCCCUAAAAGAGGAAAUCACCAGAUAUCUCGUCUUCCUGCAGGUUAAGAGGGAUCUCUACCAUGGUCGCCUUCUGUGCAAGACAUCAGAUGCUGCUCUGUUGGCUGCCUACAUAUUACAAGCUGAAAUUGGUGACCACGACCCCGGGAAACACCCAGAGGGCUACAGCUCCAAGUUCCAGUUCUUCCCCAAGCACUCAGAGAAGUUGGAGCGGCGGAUUGCUGACAUCCACAAGACUGAGCUAAUAGGUCAGAGUCCUGAAACGUCAGAGCUCAACUUCCUCCACAAGGCUCAGAUGCUGGAGACGUAUGGAGUGGACCCUCAUCCAUGCAAGGAUGUGUCUGGCAACCCAGCUUUUCUGGCCUUUACUCCUUUUGGAUUCACUGUGCUGCAAGGAAACAGGAGGAUCCAUUUACUGAAAUGGGAGGAGGUGACCAAACUCAAGUUUGAAGCAAAGACAUUCCAUAUAUAUGCAAAUCAGAGGGAGGAUAGGAAGAUCAUACUGACAUACUUUGCACCUACACCUGAGGCCUGUAAGCAUCUGUGGAAGUGCGGAGUGGAGAAUCAAGCCUUCUACAAAUUGGAAAAGUCGAGUCAAGUCCGCACUGUGUCCAGUAGUAAUCUCUUCUUUAAGGGUAGUCGCUUUAGAUACAGUGGAAAGGUUGCAAAAGAGGUCAUGGAACAAAGUGCCAAAAUUAAGAGAGACCCCCCUGAGAUACACAGAGCUGGCAUGGUGCCAAGCAGGAGCUGUCCAUCCAUCACCCACGGCCCUCGUUUGACCAGUGUACCCAGGACCAGACGGAGAGCUGUGCACAUCUCCAUCAUGGAGGGUCUGGAGUCCCUUCGAGACAGCGCCCACUCCACACCUGUGCGAUCCGUCUCCCACGGCGAUUCCUUCAUGUCUUCUCGGGGCCACAUGAUGGACGGCAACGAGGCAAGCACGUCAGCAGUCAUCUCAGACGAGGCCUACAGCCCCUCCGACAGCGUGCUGCCCACACCUGUGGCCGAACACGGGAUGGAGAUGCCUUUGCCUCGUCACCUUAACGGUGCCGCCUGCAGCAACAACGAGAAGGAGUCCGAGGCAGGCACGUCGAAGGAUGGCCACGCAGCGGAGUUUUCUUCCGGCAGGAGGGCACUGCGUAUCGUCAGGGGCAGGUCAUCGCCACCGAGCGACGUGGAGGAGCUGAACAAGUUCAUCCUGAGCGUGUUGCGUCUGUUCCUGGUUACCAUUGGACUGCUGUUCGCCCUGCUGCUGCUCCUAAUCAUGCUGACAGAGUCAGACCUGGACAUUGCCUUCCUGAGAGACAUCCGCAAGACACCUGAAUUCCAGCAGUUCCACUUUGAAUACUUCUGCCCUCUGCGGCGCUGGUUUGCCUGUAAGUUACGGUGGAUGGGAGGUUUCCUCAUCAGCAACUGAUGCAGAGACUGAAUGACACAACACAGGCUUCUACUGAUGAAUAUGGGACACAUACUUUACAACAGAGAGGGUGGGAGGAGGAGAGAUGGCAGCCCUAUUCCUAAUAUCAACUCUGCUUUUCCCAAGAAUGAGUUCCUGUCCCAAGCCACGGACUUUCCCCUGAAGAGCCUUGUUUAUUAUGUUUGACCAUCACUGCGAGCAAAGGAAAUCACAUUUUACUUUGGAAAUUCAGGUCAUUUCAAGACAUUUUAUUUUUACACAAAGCCACAGCAUCAGGGUUAAAUUCAAACACUGAAAGGGACAAGCAAGUCUGACAGACUUCACUUAGUUUACCACAGAUGAUAGUUGCCUUUAUUUUUGUAUUAAUUGAUAUGUUGCAACAUUAUUGUAAGACAGAAUGACCCGAUGUGUUGGGGGGGUGUUGUGAAACCUGAGAGUUUGAGUUGAAGUUUUGAACGAAGAUGAGAGCCAGUCUAGCUCAUCUACUUUUCAUAUUUCAAAGCCAACAUCAACAUUCAUGAUCAAAUGUUAUUAUGGUCACGGCGAUGAGAUUUAAAACCGCUGUUUUGAAUUGUACUAGUAUCUGUAUCUGGGGGUUGGAGGAAGUGCGAAAUGGAAAACUAAGCAGCACUUACCGAAUGUAGAUCAGUCCUCCGGAGUCAAAUAAUAUUUGCAAAUAGAGCUGGGUGAUUUUUUUCCCUAAAAAAAUGAGAUUUUUUUUAUAAAAAAAAAAAACUUGAUUUACAAUUUGAUUUUUCCCUCCCUUCCAUGUAAAACUAAAUAACUGCGAACUGUAAAUAUAUUUUAAAAA